AUGUCCCUCACGUCGUCGCGUCUCCGCCUGAUAUCUAGCCUGGGCGUCGGCGUCCUGGUCGGGACGUCGCUGAUUGUCAUCAUCCCGGAGGGCAUCGGCGCCGCCUCGGCCCCAUCGACGACGUCGCACAUCCACCGAUCGCGUAGCGUCUUAGCUGCGAGGAACCCGGGUCUCGAUAUUCGCAUCGACGACCUCAUCCCCUCGGUCCCCGCGGCGCGGAUUUCCCUGGCGAAGACGACGACCAAAGUACACGACGCCCGACAGGAUGAAGGCCAAGAAGUGGGAGGAGUAGGAGAGGAACUACCUCACGACGAUGAGGAGUACGACCACCACCUCCAGCCUGCUGCCGGCGACGGAGAAGAGGAGGAAGAGGAGGGGCACAACGAGCUCCCGUCCUUCCAGAUCGGCCUGUCGAUGACGCUCGGCUUCGUCCUGAUGUUCCUGAUCGACCGCAUCCCCCGGCACGCCGCGCAGCGCAUGCAGUCGUCCACACCGCAGAUGCACCACGUCAGCCUGGACAGCCUGGGCAUAGGCGGCGGCGGCGGCGGCGGCGGCGUCAUCCCCGGCAGCAGCAGCACGAGCAGCAACGGCGGCGCCAGCGGCCGGGGCAGCGGCGACCUCGAAGCCGAUCACAUGGACGGCCUGCUAGGCCAAGUGGCCUCCUCGGCGCAGCGUGGGUCCCGUCACAUGGCCACGACCCUCGGGCUGGUCAUCCAUGCAGCCGCCGACGGCAUUGCCAUGGGUGCCUCGGCCACGUCGCCCGACACAAAGAUGAGCUUCGUCAUCUUCACGGCCAUCAUGAUCCACAAGGCCCCCGCCGCCUUCGGCCUCACCUCGCUCCUGCUACGCCAGGGCCUGUCCAAGAGGGCUUCCAGGAGCCACCUGGUCGUCUUCAGCCUGGCCGCUCCCGUCGGCGCCAUAGCCACCUGGUUUCUCGUCACGCUGGCCGAGGCUGGCUCCUCGGUCGUCGAGGGUGACGGCGGUGCGUCUACCUACUGGACUGGACUGCUCUUGUUGUUCUCCGGAGGGACAUUCUUGUACGUUGCCAUGCAUGCUAUGCAGGAGGAAUCUGGACCUGGAUCCCAUGGGCAUCACCACCACCACCAUGAUGGUCCCAUCUUGAAUGGCGACGGGUACGCCGAGAGGAAGCCCACCGGUCCGCAGAUGAGAGAGACGCUCAUGACUGUCAUGGGUAUGUUUCUGCCUCUUCUGACGCAGAUUGGGCAUCACCACCAUUGA
Messenger RNA from Geosmithia morbida, 1239 nucleotides. Its product is annotated as solute carrier family 39 (zinc transporter), member 9. Gene Ontology annotation, molecular function: metal ion transmembrane transporter activity. Gene Ontology annotation, biological process: zinc ion transport; transmembrane transport. The coding region runs from base 1 to 1239 and encodes 412 amino acids. The record is from RefSeq and is a predicted model, not a curated record. NCBI's taxonomy places the organism in Eukaryota, Fungi, Ascomycota, Sordariomycetes, Hypocreales, Bionectriaceae. The transcript is spliced from 2 exons. Gene Ontology annotation, cellular component: membrane.